AUGGCAGGUGACGAGGCUCCAUUGACCCAGUCCGCUGUGGUAACAGCAUGGGCAUUGUUGCGAUCACACCCCUAUAUCAUUCUAGUUCUUCUUUUGUUUGUACGGCCACUGUAUAAACGAUACUCUUCCCCGCUAAGACAGUUCCCUGGCCCAUUUGUUGCCUCUUGCACUCGCCUCUGGAAAGUUUGGAGCACGUGGACCGGUAAGACAGAGCAGCAUCACAUUGCUUUACACCAAAAAUACGGGCCUGUCGUUCGAAUCGCACCAAAUGAGGUCUCAUUUUCUUCUCCUGAGGCUGCUCUUGAACUUUUCAAAACUGGUAAAGGGUUCCACAAAACCGACUUUUAUGGUGUCUUCCCACCUCCGGAAAAUCCAGAUAUCUUUACCGAGACUCGUGAAUCAGUACAUGGUAUGAAGAAACGAUAUGCAGCAACUCCAUACAGUCUUGCUUCCAUGCAGCAAUGCACAGAUCGCAUUGAAGGCACCGAGCAACUCCUGAUUUCAAAGUUGGACGAAUUUGAUGGUGGACAACGAAUCUGCGAUCUUGGUGAUUGGCUGCAUUUCUUUGCUUUCGACGUCUUGGGCGAAGUUGCAUUCUCCAAAAAGUUCGGCUUCCUGGAAGCUGGUGUUGACGUUGAUCAAGCGAUCAAGACGAUCGACAAUUCUCAAUGGUACAACGGCAUUGUUGGCCAAGUACCUAUCCUCGACCACUUCUUGCGGCGCAAUCCUCUCUGGAAUCUCAUUCCUUUCCUUGCCACAAAAAACGCGCUCGUUACCCGAACGGCACUCGGUCAACUUGAGAAACGCAAUAACCCUCAGGGCGAGAAAGUCGAGUAUCGGGACUUGCUCAAUAGCUUGAUCGAGGCCCAAAAGCUGCAUCCUGAAGCACUUGGACAUGGAGAUGUCUUCGCCAUUGCUCACGGUGCCAUUUUUGCAGGAAGUGACAGCACUGCAAGCACGAUGCAAAGCUUUUUCUGGCAUGUCCUAUCGAACAAGCUAGUCUACGAGAAAUUGGUUGCUGAGAUCCUGGCAGCUGAUCUCUCGGAGAUGGUACAGUACAAUGAGGCACAGAACUUGCCCUACUUCCAGGCAUGCCUGAAAGAGGCCAUGCGCAUCAGUCCCGCAGUAGGGUUGAAUAUCACCAGGAAGGUACCAGUUAAUGGUGCUGAAAUUGACGGGAUCAAACUGCCGGGCGGGGUGUCAGUAGCCAUCAAUGGUUGGGUGCUGCACCGACACAAAGGUAUAUUUGGCGAGGACGCAGAAAUCUAUCGACCGGAGCGAUGGAUAGAAGGCGACAAGGAGAAAAUCAAGAUGAUGGAAAGAUGCAUGUUCCAGUUUGGUGGUGGUUCCCAUGUUUGCAUCGGACGACAUCUCGCGCUCCUUGAAAUGAACAAGAUUCUACCACAGCUGAUACGGAGGUUCGAUAUCCAGCUUGUGAACCCUGGCAAACCACUCGAGCACCACUCCAGCUUUUUCGUAGUCCAGUGGGGCUUGUUGACAUACUUGAAGCUCAGGCAUACUGCAUAA
Messenger RNA from Exophiala aquamarina CBS 119918, 1527 nucleotides. RefSeq lists its product as uncharacterized. Gene Ontology annotation, molecular function: heme binding; oxidoreductase activity, acting on paired donors, with incorporation or reduction of molecular oxygen; iron ion binding. The transcript is spliced from 5 exons. The record is from RefSeq and is a predicted model, not a curated record. Lineage: Eukaryota; Fungi; Ascomycota; Eurotiomycetes; Chaetothyriales; Herpotrichiellaceae. Bases 1 to 1527 code for a protein of 508 amino acids.